Molecule: messenger RNA, 3414 nt
Organism: Passer domesticus (house sparrow)
Lineage: Eukaryota; Metazoa; Chordata; Aves; Passeriformes; Passeridae
Gene: CTPS1
Product: CTP synthase 1
Exons: 19
Coding region: 60-1835 (591 amino acids)
Biological process (GO): pyrimidine nucleobase biosynthetic process; CTP biosynthetic process
Cellular component (GO): cytoplasm; cytoophidium
Molecular function (GO): CTP synthase activity; identical protein binding
Source: RefSeq, a predicted model, not a curated record
CCGCCGUCCCCCCCGCGCGCGCGCUUUCCGCGCGCCCGGCGGCCCCAGGCGCGGGGCAGAUGAAGUACAUCCUGGUCACGGGCGGCGUGAUCUCCGGCAUCGGCAAGGGCAUCAUCGCCAGCAGCAUCGGCACCAUCCUCAAGUCCUGCGGGCUGCAUGUCACCUCCAUCAAGAUCGACCCCUACAUCAACAUCGACGCCGGCACCUUCUCCCCGUACGAGCACGGGGAGGUGUUUGUGCUGGACGAUGGAGGGGAAGUGGACCUGGACCUCGGGAACUACGAGCGCUUCCUCGAUAUCCGACUCACCAAAGACAACAACCUGACCACGGGGAAGAUCUACCAGUAUGUCAUUAACAAGGAGAGGAAGGGAGAUUAUCUCGGCAAAACGGUCCAAGUUGUUCCCCACAUCACAGAUGCCAUACAGGAAUGGGUAAUGAGGCAGGCACGGAUUCCUGUGGAUGAAGAUGGCAUUGAGCCCCAAGUUUGUGUGAUUGAGCUCGGGGGCACUGUGGGUGACAUCGAGAGCAUGCCUUUCAUCGAGGCCUUCCGCCAGUUCCAGUUCAAAGCCAAAAGAGAGAAUUUCUGUAACAUUCAUGUCAGCCUGGUUCCCCAGCCAAGCUCCACGGGGGAGCAGAAGACCAAACCCACCCAGAACAGUGUUCGUGAGCUCAGGGGCCUCGGGCUCUCUCCAGAUCUGAUUGUUUGCAGGUGCUCCACUCCACUGGAUACCUCAGUAAAAGAAAAGAUUUCCAUGUUCUGUCAUGUUGAACCAGAACAGGUCAUUUGUGUUCAUGAUGUCUCCUCCAUCUACCGGGUUCCUCUGCUCUUGGAGGAGCAGGGGGUUGUGGACUACUUCAGGCACAGGCUGGACCUUCCCAUCGAGAGGCAGCCCAGGAGGAUGCUCAUGAAGUGGAAGGAGAUGGCUGACAGGUAUGACCGUCUGCUUGAAACAUGUUCCAUUGCACUGGUGGGCAAAUACACCAAAUUCUCUGACUCCUAUGCAUCUGUCAUCAAAGCCCUGGAGCACUCUGCCCUGGCCAUCAACCACAAACUUGACAUUAAGUACAUUGACUCUGCUGACUUGGAGCCAGACACUCUGCAGGAGGAGCCUGUCAGGUACCACGAGGCGUGGCAGAAGCUCUGUGGUGCUGAUGGAGUUCUGGUUCCUGGUGGAUUUGGUGUUCGAGGGACAGAAGGCAAAAUUCAAGCUAUUUCCUGGGCAAGAAAACAGAAAAAACCCUUUUUAGGAGUCUGUCUGGGAAUGCAGCUGGCAGUGGUGGAGUUUGCUCGCAGUGUCCUUGGUUGGCAAGAUGCGAACUCAACAGAGUUUGACCCCAAAACUUCUCAUCCAGUGGUCAUAGACAUGCCAGAACAUAAUCCUGGGCAAAUGGGUGGGACAAUGAGGCUUGGCAAGAGGAGGACACUCUUCCAAACCAAGAAUUCAAUCAUGAGGAAGCUCUAUGGAGAUCAUGAUUUCUUGGAAGAGAGGCACAGACACAGAUUUGAGGUCAAUCCAGAACUGAAGAAGUGUUUUGAAGAGCAAGGUCUGAAGUUUGUGGGGCAGGAUGAGGAGGGAGAGCGGAUGGAAGUGGUUGAGCUGGAAGACCAUCCUUUCUUCGUUGGUGUUCAGUAUCACCCCGAGUUCCUCUCCAGGCCCAUCAAGCCAUCACCCCCAUACUUUGGGCUCCUCCUGGCAUCUGCAGGGAGACUCACCCACUACCUGCAGAAGGGCUGCAGGCUCUCCCCCAGGGACACCUACAGCGACCGGAGUGGCAGCAGCUCUCCUGACCUAGAGAUAACAGAGCUGAAGUUCCCUUCAGCAAACCACGACUGAUGCCUGGUGUGUCCUUGCUGCAGAGAGGAGUCUCCAUUAGGUUUUCCAGGUGUUCUUACAGCAGUAGCUUCAACACCCUCAGCUUUGGGCUUUCCUAAUUUAUGGGUUUAUAAUUUUUAUUCUGAGAUCCUGUCCCUUAUUUCCUCAGCUCUUCUGUCCUUCCUUUAUUUUCUCUAUAGAUCUAGGUUAUGUGUGGAGGAGAGUUCACAGAGGCCCCUCCAGACUCCUUUCAGUUCCUUCAGGUGCACCAGCCUGGAGGUCAGAGCAAGCUGGGGUUGGGAUUUGCUGUGUUGAGGGGAACCCCAUGGCACACAUCCUUCCCAGUGCAGGCAGUGCUUGGCAUCAGGGUGCCUUGGCCACUGACACUGCAGUUGCUUUCUCCAGGCUUUUGCUCCCUCCUCAGUCUUUACUUACUGGUGAAAUUAUGGAUGGCACAAGAUUUUGGGGGCUGGCUUAGUGUCUGAGCUGCAGAGAGGGCUUUGGGCAGCUUCAUGCAGUCUUUUUUUUUUUUUUUUUUCAGGGAAAGGGGGGAGGGGAUGAUUUUUGGUCUUUUUUUUUUCAGUAGCAUUUGCAAACCUUUGGCACUGGUGCUCUUGGUGCAUUCAUUCAUUGUCACUAUGAAUUUGUAACCAGGAAGAUCUUCCUGGAACAGUGUUACUCUGGAACAUGCUCAGCUCUGGCUGACGUGUCACUGCAGGGAUGUGAUUAACUGGGAUCAGGCUGGGGGCAGGAGAACAAAGCUGCCAGGGAAGCCCUGAGCCAGGGGUCCCUGUGAGCCCUCCCUGUGCUCCUGGAGCUGCUCCUGGGGCUGGGAAACUCCGACCCCUUGCAUCAAGGGGGAGGUGAGAACAGAGUGAACCACUGAACCACUGCCACUGCUGCCUUGAACUGUGUCCCUGCCUGGGACACAGCAGCUCCUGGUGCUUUUUAUGGAUUUGAAGCAGAGCCUUUUGUUGCCUUUUUGUCACAUUGGAGUCGUGUCCUGGGCUCUGCAAUGGGAGCCCUUCCUCCUCCAGGGCUGUUCCUGAGGGAGGAGCUCACCUGCCCUCGGGCUUACCUGCUGGGGCUGGUGCUGUUGCUGUCCAGCUCUGUGGUGCUGUGGGGCUGAACUGCCUCGGUUCCCUGCCCUGGGUGGCCCUUGAUUGAGGGGAAAGGAAGGAAAGAAAGUGUCUCCCUUGUCUGAUGUUGCACACUCAGCCUUCAGCAGCUCCGUGGAGUUUGGGAGAGCUGCAUGGUCAGACCUGGCUGAGCCACGAAACCAAGCCCUGUCCUGUCCCUCCCCAGUGAUCUCCCCAGCCCCCUUGCUUUAAUCCUCAGUUGUUUGAAAUAUUCCCUGUAAAGCUGCUGUGAGCCUGGAGAGCUUCGAGCAUUGCUCGUGUGCCAGCUCCAGCUGUUGUGCAGGAAUUCUCCGGUUGCAGUGCUCUGCUGCUGCCCAGCCUGCCCUGGCCUGGCUGUCCUGGGGCAGGGUGAGAUCCUCCCUCAGCUGCAGCACAACUGUGGAUUUUUCCCCUGAAAUGUUUGUUUUAGCCAAAACCAUGCAACUGACUCGGUCAUUAAAUGCUCAUUUGUAACAAACUGA